GGCACAUUUCCUUCGGCUCCGAAGCAGAGUUAUUAUGACGACAAGGAACAGAAGCAUCAUAGAAGCUAAUCGAACCUUAGAGUACGAAGUGAAGCCAUUGGAUUUUGUUCAAUCGCUCAAGCUUUUUAGUAGAUAUGCAUUUGGAAGAAAUUCUCCUCCAAAUGAUUAUGUCAGUCUUUCAAAACAAGUAGUUUCUACUACUGGAGGACUUCCCUUGGCUCUUGAAGUCAUAGGCUCAUUACUUUGCCGCCAAAACAAAGGCUUAUGGAUAGGUGUACUGCACAACUUAAGGGAAAUAACUCAUGAGAAGGUCCAAGAAACGUUAAAGAUUUGCUACAAUGCCUUGAGUCAUGAGCAAAAACAGAUAUUUCUUGACAUCGCAUGUCUUUUUGUGGAUGAAGACAAGACAAAUGCAUUCUACAUGUGGAAAGAUUGUGGGUUUUUACCAGAUUAUUCAACUCAAGUCCUUGUCUGCAUGUCCUUGAUAAAGAUAACUGAUGACAACAAAUUCUGGAUGCACGACCAAUUGAGAGAUCUCGGGAGGAAAAUCAUCUGUGAAGAUACAAGGCUGAUGGAUCCAAGAAAGCAGAGCAGGUUGUGGAUUCCUGAGACAGCCGUUAAAAUCAUUAGAACAGAAGAGAGAAAGGAGACCAUUGAAGCAGUUUGCUUGGAUGGAAAUGCACAAGAAAUCUAUAAAAGCGAAGAGUUUUCAAGACUUCCAAACAUAAGGUUCCUCAAAUUACGUGGGGGAUACUUUGUUGGAGACUUUAAGAAGCAGCUUUCAGGGUUAAGAUACUUGUCCUGGAAUAGGUGUCCUCAUCAGCUCUUGGCCAUCAAUUUUCAUCCAAGCAAUCUUGUAGUUCUCAACUUGUCUUAUAGCGCCAUCGCGGAGGACUGGGCUGGAUGGAGUCAAAUUAAGGUUGCCAAGAAGUUGAAAGUUCUGGAUCUCUCAAACUGCAACAACAUGACUACGACUCCAAACUUUUCUGGUUAUUUGAGUUUAGAGAGAUUGAUCCUAAAAAAUUGCAGAAGACUGAUUGAUGUUGAUGGUUCCCUCGAAAAGCUCAAGUGCCUAAUUUUCUUCAAUGUGGAUGGGUGUACAAAUCUUACGGAGUUGUCUGAAGGAAUCGGACAGUUGGAGAAACUCGAGUACUUGUAUUUAGGCAACUGCAGAAAGUUGAGGAAGCUACCUGAAUCAUUUGCAAGAGUGGCAUCACUGGUAGAGUUGGAUCUCUCAUAUACGGCCAUCACAAGAUUACCUGUCUCCAUUGGUAACCAAAAGCACUUAUCCAUACUUAAACUGCAAUCAACACAAAUCAAUGAACUUCCUAGUUCUAUUGGAAAUCUAAGGGAACUUAAGUCUCUCUUUCUAUCAGGUACCAAAAUAAAAGCACUUCCUAGCUCCAUUGGGAACUUGGAAUCGCUACUCGAGUUGGAUGUCUCGGGAACACGAUGUUUGCGGUUACCCGAAUCUAUUGGAGGCCUAAGUAGAUUGAAAGUCAUCAAUAUUUCGAAUUCUUGGAUAAGGGAGUUACCGAGGAAUAUUGUCAUGCUAAAAGAGUUGGAAGAACUACAUGGCAGGGAUUGCCUGUCUCUAAAGUGGGAAAUUCCUGAGGGCAUUUCCGAAUUAUUGCUUUUGAGAGUCCUUGACUUGCAAGCAACUCGUAUUAGAAAUGUUCCAGCGACAAUCCAACUACUUCCUCAGCUAGAGAAAUUGAGUUUAUGGCAAUGCAGGAAACUUGAAGUAUUGCCUAAACUUCCCACAAGCUUGAUAAGCCUAAGCUUUGGAUCCAGUUUGCUCCAGUAUGUCCCGGAUCUUUCAAACCUAACUGAAUUGGCGGAAUUGAAUUAUGGUGGUCAUGAUGAGAACUGUCAUCCUUUGUUCAUCCAAGAUGGACCAUGUCGACAAUCUCUUGUGUUCCUUCCACCAUCUCUGUCGAUAUUGUCACUCGAAUAUCAUGAAUUAAAAACCAGUUUGUCAUUUCAUUGCGACUUGAGAAACUUGACUCGUUUGCGUAUUUAUCAAUGUCGUUGGAAGGAAGUUCAACUCGAUGGGCUUGAACAGUUGAUUGAAUUCGAAGUGGAGGGGUUAAAACUCCUCGAGAGAUUUGCUGGCCUUUCGAGGUUGAAGAGGUUGAAACUAUGGAAGCUGAUUGGUUGCCCAAAUCUAACUGCGAUCCAAGGUCUUGGUUCCAUGGAGUCGUUGGAACAAUUGGAAAUAAAAGAAUGUCCUAAGAUUGAAAGUCUAGAUGAUCUAUCGAAUUUGAAAAAGCUGGAGUACUUGGUAAUUCGAGGAUGCGAAGAGCUUCCGGUGGUUAAGGGACUGGAUGAACUAGAGACUCUCAAAAGAUUGGAUUUUAACCGUUGCAGGUCAUUGGAAAGUUUUUCUAAUGUCUUCAACUCGAAAAUACGAGACAGGUGCUGCAUAACCAUUUUCAACUGCUCAAAGUUAGUAGAUCCUUCGUAUGGAGGCUUGGUCAGCUCGUACAAGCAAUGGAAAGACCAAGAAGUGUACAACAGGGUUCGUAAUCAGUCCAGCCAGAAUUUAUUGAGAAAUCUUUCUACAGGCGUUUGAAGCAAAUAAGAUCUACCCAAGCAAAGAAACGAUUGAUCUGAAGAAUGGUGAUACUUGGAUGUUUCUUACCGGUUAUUUCUUGGGAGUGGUUUGCAGGAUAGACUCCAUAACUUGUGAUCUGUCUUUAACAGGAUAGACUCCAUAACUUGUAUCUGUCUUUAAUCAUGAGUGUUCAUCAUAAUUUGGUGUGUUGUCCUUUCCUUUGAGCUUGCACUACGUGCAUUUUCAGUUGAUCAAGUCCGGUCAAUCAAACCGGGCAUUUGUUGACAUCUUCAUUCAUAGAUUGCUUGUCAUCCCAUUAUCAUUUUUGUGAAAAUUUAUGUAAUGCUUUCAACAAUGUUUUCAGUUUUCACCGCCUAGAAAGGCAUGUACAAGUCUUUUAAAGGCUAAAAAUUCAAAUUUAAUUGAUGAGAA
This is a messenger RNA of Eucalyptus grandis, 2989 nucleotides long. RefSeq names its product disease resistance protein RPV1-like. The coding region runs from base 35 to 2575 and encodes 846 amino acids. The record is from RefSeq and is a predicted model, not a curated record. Gene Ontology annotation, biological process: defense response. Gene Ontology annotation, molecular function: ADP binding; protein binding. The transcript is spliced from 3 exons. NCBI's taxonomy places the organism in Eukaryota, Viridiplantae, Streptophyta, Magnoliopsida, Myrtales, Myrtaceae.